AUACAUAUAACCGAAUGUAUAUAUGGACUAAAUAUAUAUAGCUUUAAAUAGUAAUGUUUUUAUCGCUUAAAAACUUAUUGGAUUUUCGCGUAUCGGUCAAUGAAAUGUUAUAGCGAAAGAACGACAGCCCGCGUACGUCUUUCGUAUGAUUCCGCCCCUCCCAUAGCCUUAAACGACGGAACCGUUGACAACACCACGAAGCCUGCUUGUAGAAGCAGAUCGUUCGAAAAAGAGAAAUCAUCCGGUGUUGGCAGAUCUCGGAGAACAAGUGUUUCAUUUUUUGUGUCCUAAAGUCAUCAAUGUAAACGACUUGUGUUUUAUAUUAUCGUCCUACAAAUCUGUUAGGCCAUGGUACCUAACGAGGAGGAAAAUACGCCGACAGGUGCUGAUGUACUAUUUCAGCAACAUUCAAUCGCUGAGAUAGUGGAAAUUCGUCAAAAGAUACUUCAAGAUAUUAGCAAAAAAAAUCAGGAUCUCCGCGAGAUGGUGGGUGAACGCUAUCGUGAGCUAAUUGAUGCUGCAGAUACUAUACAAAAUAUGAAACAACUAGCCGAUGAAUUGCCCUCUAAGCUACGUCAGUUACCCUUUCGUUGUGAACAAUUUAAACCCAGGUCAUUAAAUGUGUCGACUAGAGACCCUCAAGUUUUCGCCGAUUUCGUGCAGACCAAAUUAGUUUUAGACAUAGGCGCACGACUAGGACCGUUAAUCGAAGCUCGUGAAAUGAUUUCUUCCGCAGCCCUCAUAGCGUUAGCACAGCUGGCUGUACGUGGGCAUCAACUUCGUGAGCAACUGUUAGCAACUUGUCAGAAAUCGCUCCGGACAUCGACCCGUAUGUUGAGCAAUGGCUGUUUAACUGCAAUGGCUGAUCCCGACUGCAACUCGGACUCACUUAGUGAAGCUUUGUGCGCUCUCGCCAUUCUUGAAGGCCAUAGGCCUGAGAAACUCGUCGAAAUGUUCUUCCAGCAACGUACUAAUUACCUCCAACAAGCCCUAGAUGAACAAACAGCACAAACGAAAGACAAGUUUCGAAAUGUGGCGCGCUAUCUUAUUUUUACACUUAAUUUAGCCCACUCUCUAGCCGGAGACCCACCUGAUCUCGUGAGAUACUUUCAGAACCAUCGUAUCAACUCACAUGGAAUCGUAUCGCUUGUUGAAGACCCACUUUCUCUGGCUACCCAGUUUCUACCGAGGCAUCUGGCCCAAUUUCGCUGUGUAUUGCCAGAGGCCUUAAGUGAUACACGUCUUUUAGUUGGGCCAACAGUGGUCCAAGCAGAGGCUUUCCUUGAGCAGAUGCGGCUGAGCUGUCGGCAAAAGCUCACGUUGGAACUGCAAUGUCAUAACGAAUGCCGAAGUAUUGCCAAAGCAUACGACCACCUGCGAACGUCAAUCGACAAAACCCAGAUGUGUGCGGAAUUUCUUGGUAAGAAGACACCAGACAUCUAUGAAACAUUCUUUCAGGAAGCUAUCGUUGUACGCAUCGCGGGUAUCUUCGAGGACAUUCUUCAUACAGCCACCGAACAGCUUCUCACAUCCAUCCAUUCAAGUUUUCAGGAAGCAGCCCGUGUAAAAUUUUCCAACGUACCUUCUCUUUGUAAGGCUUUUGAUUCUUCCGUUAAGUCAGCCAUGGACCAAUUAUCCGAGUUUGUUCCGUUCCGGGAAAUGGCUUCGGCCGAGCACCGUUCCCUCGCCAAACUGACGAGCGCCUCUGCCGAGCAAAUGCUCACGCGGGUCUGCGCUUUCAUCGCUCAAUGUGUCGAGAGCGGGGUUCGAUGCUGCUAUUUCCUUUCCCUUCUGUCUCAUUUAGCUUUCGCUCUAACCAACUGUGUGCAUCUACAGCAGGUCUUUGGCAACAAUGACUGGUUACAUCGCAAGGAAUCGUUGUUAGAAAGUAGAAAUCUAGCUACCUUAACGGCCCUUAAAAUACUUAUUGAGGAAAAUCUGGAGCCUUUUAAGAAAUCUUUUAACAUCCCUGUCGCGCAUAUACUACUCAAGCUAGCUUCAGUGAAAGUCAAAGUGGAUCUUAGCGAUGAAGGCGAAGAGGGUGUCCCGGUAUAUACCUCGAUCUAUUUGCCCCAGCAUGCCGUAUUGCCUCUUAAUCAGUUGCUGUUUAUCAUUUGUGUCCGCAUCCGUGAAAUAAUGGAUUGUGCAAUUUCUAAGAAGGUUAUUCUUCAGGCAAACCAGCUGCUUCACGAAGCUGUAGAACAGGUCUACCAAAAAGUACUGGACCAGCGUGCUGGCCUUCCCGCCUCUGCUCAGCAAGAACUGGCAUUACAGCUUCUCUUUGACAUCGAGUACCUCGAGAAGCUGCUAGCUACACGCGCUAACGAGAACUUAGUCUACCAGCUAACCUCCCUUAUCGAUCCUGUCGACUUACAUAUGUUUCGACCACACCUUGAUGAAGGCGUUGUAGGCCUUGUAGCUCAAACAGCGAUGAUCUUUGGUCUAAUUUGUCCACAAGGUGCGCUGGGAAAACCGCGUAAACAAACUAGUCAGGACCAUAACGUUAUGACCUUAGCGAAAUCGUCAACACAGCUCUUUAGUCUGCUCCCUGUUGGGAUGCCACAGUAUCUUAAGAGGUAACCAAUGAGCUACUCGGAGCUCUGAAUACAGCAUAACUAUUUUAUUAACUAAUUCACUGGUGAUCUGGCGUCCCUCGCAGUAAGUGUGCAUUGAUCGCAAACGUACGAUUGUUAAUACGCAAGUAGGGAUUUACUAUGCCACACAUAUAUAUACGAUGCUAUACAACGAUAAGGUGCAAGAUUUUCGUAGGACGAUAAUGUACCUGGUACACCAGAAACGACGUUACAGGCGCUAAAGCGUAGCAAAACUUGUCAUUGACGUUUCAUUGCCUUUCACAACUUCGAAGGUGAAACGGUAUCUUAGCUGCCUUCCCGUUUUUUUUCGGACAGAUGACUGUACAUACUUGAUAUUUAUGCAUUUAAAUAAUAAACUUUCACUAACAUCAAGUCGAUGUUUUUCUCUUUAGGUUAGAGAAAAUAUUAGUAGUACUCUACAUAAUUACUUAAUCAUAUUAAUUUCAACGAGUACAUGUACUACACAAUAAUAGUAAUAAUAAUAGAGGUUCGAGACAAAUUUUAUAGUUAGUCGGAAAUAGAAAGACAGGGAGCUUUAUACGCGAUAGUGAAAAUGACUAAACAUUUAUGUGAUGUCCACGAGAUUUGAUUAUAUCGUCAUGAAAAACGACGCUUAUAAAAUUAAUUAAAAGCGGUAAUUGUUUACUUUUUUUUUUACCAUAAACAAAGAUCAAGAACAGAAGCACACGUAUUCAAAAGCAGAAUGCAUGCCAAUUAAGCGGAAUCUUGACUCCAAUGCCUGCAGCCCAAAAAUCUAUAAAUCAACAAUUUUUAAACAAAGGUAGUGUAUUGAAUUGAGAAUUAACGGCUUGUCUCAUACUAUACGUUCAAAUCGACGUUGCCAUCGUGGUAAAUAAAAGCAUUUAAUGAUCAUCGUAUCUGCGAUUCAUUUGAUAUGGAGUGACGGUCUAACUAUACUGGUGGGUUGAAAAAUGUAAUAUAAACACUACGAAAUAACUCCUCGAAAGCUAAUAUUAUCAAAGCAAGUGAGUCUAAGAUUUGUCAGCAUGAAACCUUGUUGAUUAUAUUCUUAUUUCAUCGCAGAACUAGAACCAUAUUAUUAUACCGGUGCUAAUGUACGAAUAAAGCAUAAUCUAUGCUCAUAGUACAUACACUAUAAUAUCUCUGCUUAAAUAAUAUAAUAAUAAUUCAUAUUUGUUUGUUGUGACAAAGCUGUUCAACUCAUUCGAGCAACAAAGACUAUAGUUAAUAAG
Messenger RNA from Varroa destructor (honeybee mite), 3808 nucleotides. RefSeq names its product conserved oligomeric Golgi complex subunit 1 (gene Cog1). NCBI's taxonomy places the organism in Eukaryota, Metazoa, Arthropoda, Arachnida, Mesostigmata, Varroidae. Gene Ontology annotation, cellular component: COG complex; Golgi apparatus. The record is from RefSeq and is a predicted model, not a curated record. Gene Ontology annotation, biological process: intra-Golgi vesicle-mediated transport.